This is a messenger RNA of Medicago truncatula (barrel medic), 1449 nucleotides long. RefSeq names its product F-box/kelch-repeat protein At1g74510. The transcript has 2 exons. NCBI's taxonomy places the organism in Eukaryota, Viridiplantae, Streptophyta, Magnoliopsida, Fabales, Fabaceae. Bases 165 to 1307 code for a protein of 380 amino acids. Gene Ontology annotation, molecular function: protein binding. Gene Ontology annotation, cellular component: nucleus. The record is from RefSeq and is a predicted model, not a curated record.
UAAGUUCUAUCAACUCAUGUCCAUCGCCUAAUUUUCACGACGGAAAUCUUCACUCACUCAGAAUGAAGAAAUUUUAGGCAGAGAGUUGAAAGAGAACCGAAAGUACCCCAAAUUGAAAAACACGCGAUCUAACUUCUUUGUUUCGAAUCCAAGAGUAGAAGGAUAUGUCGAGAAAGUCAAGUGAAAUUCUAGACGAUCCCAAAGAAAGGGAAAAACAGAAGAAUCUUGAAAAUCAUGCAGAUGACUCGAGUUUGCUUAUUUCUCAGCUCGACCGUGAUGCAUCAAUCCAUUGUCUCCUUCGGGUGUCAAGGUCUGAUUAUGGCUCAAUCGCUGCAUUAAACCGAAGUUUUCGAUCACUUAUUACUACUGGAGAAUUAUAUCAACUUAGGCGAAAAAUGGGCAUAGUGGAACAUUGGGUUUACUUUUCUUGUGAUGUCCUUAAAUGGGAGGCCUAUGAUCCAAAUCGUGAUCGGUUGAUGCAACUGCCGAAAAUGAGUUCUAAUAUAUGUUUUAUGCUUUCAGACAAGGAGUCACUAGCUGUUGGUACGGAGCUUCUUGUUUUUGGAAGAGAAAUAACUGGCCUUGCCAUAUAUAAGUAUAGCAUUCUGACAAAUUCAUGGUUGAAGGGAAUGAAAAUGAAUACUCCUAGAUGCUUGUUUGGUUCUGCCAGCCUCGGAGAAAUUGCAAUAUUAGCCGGUGGUUGUGAUCAACAUGGCAACAUAUUGAGCUCUUCUGAGCUUUAUAACUCAGAUACCGGCACAUGGGAGGUUCUUCCAGACAUGAACACGCCAAGGAGAAUGUGUUCAGCCGUGUUUAUGGAUGAAAAAUUUUAUGUCCUUGGCGGAGUUGGAGUUGACAAAACAACACAACUAACUUGUGGUGAAGAGUUUGAUCUCAAGACGCGGAAAUGGCGCAAAAUACCUAACAUGUGUCCACCGCGUAACGGAGGAGAUGGUGCGAAUGAGACACCUGUCAGUGGCGAGGCACCUCCUUUAAUUGCAGUUGUAAAAGAUGUAUUGUACGCUGCUGAUUAUUCGCAACAAGAAGUAAAAAGAUAUGUUAAAGAAGAAAAUUCAUGGGUCACCAUUGGAAGCCUCCCUGAGAGAGUAACCUCGGUAAAUGGAUGGGGAAUGGCCUUUAGAUCAUGUGGAGAUAAGCUAGUUGUCAUUGGAGGUCCUAGUCUUUAUGGUGGAAUGGUAACAGAAGUCAAUGCUUGGGUAGCAAACGAAGGUGCACCACAAUGGAAUUUGCUUGCCAUUAUCCAAUCAGGAAGCUUUGUGUACAAUUGUGCUGUGAUGGGUUGUUGAGGUGCAUGUUUCUGAUUUCUGGAAAAAAUCAACAAUCUUAAUUUUAAUGAGAUGGAUUAAAACAUUUGGGGAAAUUUCAGAUUCUUUGAAAAACAUCAAUAUAAUCUUUAGAAUUUCAACUUUCAAAUUUUAUUGAUGUUGU